AUGUCUAUUCUCGGUCAAAGUGCGUUGGUGACAGGCGGAACUGGCGCGAUUGGUGGGGCCAUUUGCGAGGAGCUCCUCAAGAGCGGAGUGAAGCAUCUUGCGGCCCUCGAUCUUAGCGCAGCAGAGCCCAAAGUUGUCACCGAAUGGAGGCAAAAAUUCCCUUCGGCGUCCGUGAAAUACUUCCAAGUGGACGUGAGUUCUCAUGAGCAGCUGGAAAAGUGCUACGCAGAGUUCGUGAAGGAAAUCAAGAGUCUGGACAUCGUGGUGAAUUGCGCUGGAACUUUCGAUGAGAAGAUCUACAGAAAGGUUGUGGAAGUGAAUCUUUGCGGCGUUAUUGGAUCAACUCUCAUUGCUCUUGAGCACAUGAGGAAGGAUAAAGGCAACGGAAAAGGCGGGAUGAUCCUCAACAUUUCGUCUGUUGCUGGCAUAACACCAGUGAGUGUUAUGCCAACUUACUGCGCAACGAAGCACGGCGUUUCUGCUUUCACGAGGGCUUUGGCUCACGAACGCGAAUAUUUGGGCAUCAAAUUCUUCGUUCUUUGUCCAGCUGGAACUCAAUCACAAAUGUACGAUAAAGUCAUUAAGCCUGAAUUCUCCUUCAUGUCGAGCGAAGCAAAGCUAGAUAUGUUGAAAAAAAGUUUUCCAGAUCAAAGCCCAGCAGAAGUUGGAAAAGCGUCAGUGCAAAUCAUGCAAAACGGCAAAAGCGGAAGUGUUUGGAUGGUUGAAAAUGGAAAAACGAUCGAAGUUACAUUGCCCGAAAUACAAUUUUAACAACUUUUGGUAGAAGUAAUAGAUUGUUUAUA
Messenger RNA from Phlebotomus argentipes, 803 nucleotides. RefSeq names its product 15-hydroxyprostaglandin dehydrogenase [NAD(+)]-like. The transcript has a single exon. Gene Ontology annotation, molecular function: oxidoreductase activity, acting on the CH-OH group of donors, NAD or NADP as acceptor. The record is from RefSeq and is a predicted model, not a curated record. Gene Ontology annotation, cellular component: cytoplasm. Lineage: Eukaryota; Metazoa; Arthropoda; Insecta; Diptera; Psychodidae. Bases 1 to 771 code for a protein of 256 amino acids.